This is a messenger RNA of Marasmius oreades (fairy-ring Marasmius), 2011 nucleotides long. RefSeq lists its product as uncharacterized. NCBI's taxonomy places the organism in Eukaryota, Fungi, Basidiomycota, Agaricomycetes, Agaricales, Marasmiaceae. The transcript has 3 exons. The coding region runs from base 295 to 1914 and encodes 539 amino acids. The record is from RefSeq and is a predicted model, not a curated record. Gene Ontology annotation, biological process: carbohydrate metabolic process. Gene Ontology annotation, molecular function: hydrolase activity, hydrolyzing O-glycosyl compounds.
AUUGAACGAGUCUCUCAUGUGGCAGUCCGUGACGUUCAUAAGUUUCUCCCGUUAUCUCUCGGCGUUCAAAGCAGGUCUUUCUGGGUCACUAGUGGAUAAUCCUUGGAGCAACCACCAAGCAACUACUCGUACACUCGGGCUUUUUUGGAGCCUUUUCAACACCACGGAAAAGAUCAAGGGCCGGCUUAUAUGAAAGGACAUCGACAGGAAUAUCCACGGUCGAACGUCGGAUAGGCUUAAAGGAAAAAUAUUGGCAGAACUCAGCCAUUGAUAUUCUCCAAAAACGUCCGCUAGAUGUAUUCAACGAAAAAGGUGUGCUGCACAGCAUAUGACACUACUCUCUUUCGUUCGAAGACUCCGAACAUCUACCCUCUCUAUGUAGUCAUGCCAAGGAUUCACGGCACCCGCACUUUGACAUGGUCUCGUCGUAUCGUCGUCGGCUACACUCAGAAAUUUCCAAGGAAUAGUCCUGAGCAUUAUAAAAGGACAUCGUUUCCGCUGCUAGCCACCAGUCCUCAAUUUCGAACAAUGUUUCCAAAGCUCUCUCUGCUUUCGCUGGCUCUCCUCGCCGUCUGCGUCUCUGGCCAGCAAGUCGGCACACAGACAGCCGAGACUCACCCCAAACUCACCUGGCAAAAGUGCAGUGCUGGUGGAUCCUGCACGACCCAACAGGGUUCCGUUGUCCUCGACUCAAACUGGCGUUGGCUUCACUCCACCAAAGACACCACGAACUGUUACACCGGCAACACAUGGGACACCACUCUCUGCCCUGAUGGCAGCACCUGUGCUAAGAACUGUGCCCUCGACGGUGCGGAUUAUAGCGGCACAUACGGUAUCACCACUUCCGGGAACUCCCUCUCCUUGAAGUUCAUCACCAAAGGACCUUUCUCUACCAACAUCGGGUCCCGUGUGUACCUCAUGGAUCCCACCGACUCCAAGUAUCAGAUGUUCGACAUGCGUAACCAGGAAUUCACAUUCGACGUCGACAUGUCCAAGCUUCCUUGCGGUCUCAACGGCGCCUUGUACUUCGUUUCCAUGGACGCUGAUGGCGGCGCCAGUAAAUCUACCAACAACAAGGCCGGUGCCAAGUACGGUACUGGCUAUUGCGAUACUCAAUGCCCUCACGACAUCAAGUUCAUUGACGGCGAGGCAAACGUCGAUGGUUGGGAAUCUUCCCCCGAUGACCAGAACGCUGGUGCGGGCAAAUACGGAGCUUGCUGCCACGAGAUGGAUGUCUGGGAAGCCAACAGCAUUUCCUCUGCCUACACUCCUCACGUUUGCCGUGGGACCUCUGGGGGUCAGACCAAGUGCUCUGAUACUGACUGUGGUGACGGUCCCGACCGGUACGACGGUCUGUGUGACAAGGAUGGAUGCGACUUCAACUCCUUCCGUAUGGGCGACACUAGCUUCCUCGGUCCUGGCAAAACUGUCGACACCAACCAGAAGAUCACCGUCGUUACCCAAUUCCUUACUGAAAACAACUCCACUAGUGGAACUCUCAGCGAGAUCCGUCGCGUUUACGUCCAGAACGGGAAGGUUAUUCAGAACUCGAAAACCGCCGUUGCCGGCAUGAGUACUUACGACUCAGUUACCGACCAGUUCUGCGAGGACCAGAAGACAGCCUUUGGUGACAUCAACUCAUUUGCGGACAGGGGUGGAUUGGCGGGCAUGGGACAGGCUUUCGCAAAGGGAAUGGCUUUGGUUAUGAGUUUGUGGGACGACCAUGACGUCGGCAUGUUGUGGUUGGACUCCAACUACCCGCUCGACAAGGACCCAUCUACUCCUGGUGUUGCUCGAGGUACUUGCGACGCUACAUCUGGCGAACCCGAAACUGUCGAGUCGCAGCACGGAGAUGCCACCGUAGUUUUCUCCAACGUCAAAGUUGGACCCAUCGGUUCGACCUUUGGCCACUAAAUGCGAAAAAGUUGCAGAUAGAAAAUCGAAUCGUAGAAUUUUAGUUGAUAUAUAAAGCUUGUACAGGCUAUUGUCUAUUGUAUAUACUCAAACAUGC